AUGAGUGUAGCAGAGUCUGAAGAGCUUACCAGGCAAUUGCAACACCAUGAGUUUGUGGCUGCAACAGAAGGAUCAAGAGAAAUGGGGAGACUGGGAGGCAGUUGUGAGAUAGGAGAUGCUGCAGAUGCUGAUGAGCCUGAGGACGAAUAUGACUCAGAUGCAUUAAUAGACCCAAUUCUUCGCAAUGAUAGCCAGCGGAGGCAGCACAAACGACAAGACUCCAUACCUGCCUCAGAAGACAAUAGAAGACAGCCCAGCAGCUCCUCUCUGAUGUCUCCCAUGUCCUUGACAUGCCCUCGACCACCUGUAAACCCAGCCCAGCCAUUCAUUCCAUCGGGGAGAACAUCAACUGCAGCAGCCUCUCGUGGCCCGUCCACAACUCCAUCUCAACCAGCAUCGACAGUGCCAUCUAUGCGGGGGUCCACACCACUUUCCAAUGCCUUUAGCAGCCAUGGGACAUUGGCCACUCCAGCGAGUAGCAUCUUCAAAUUAACACAGUGUCAGCACCCAGUGCAACCUUCAAAGACGUCUCAGGCAACUGCAAACCAGUCAUUCCAAACACCAGACUUACCUUUGGCUCUGAGAGCUGGCUUUUCAACUGCAAGUGACUCUGUGCCACGCCAUCCAGGAGGUCCUCCACAUACUGCUGCGAGAGCUCCCAGUACUGCAUUCUCCGAUAAAUUGGCCAAUCUUGAUGCUCUUGUCCAGAAUCUUGAACAUCAUGCCAAGAUUGAUGAGCUCAAGAAUACUGUUAAUGCACAGAGUACAUUAUUGGAUGAACUUCUCACCUUGAUCAAUGACCGUUGCAGCUUUGAUAUUCUUGGUCUGUCCACCAAAUCUGUUGAUAAGGCAACAAAAGCCGUGCACAACAAUGUUUUCAAUGCUGCUGUUAGACAUACAUUUCUGCACGCCAUGGGUAUAUCAGAUUCAAAACAGGCUGCAACAUUAGAGCCACUCAAGCAAGAUACCUUUUGGCUAGAAUGUCCAACACAAGGAGCAGCAGUUCUCCAUCCCAACUUUGGAGGUUCAUAG
Molecule: messenger RNA, 1032 nt
Organism: Suillus subalutaceus
Lineage: Eukaryota; Fungi; Basidiomycota; Agaricomycetes; Boletales; Suillaceae
Exons: 3
Coding region: 1-1032 (343 amino acids)
Source: RefSeq, a predicted model, not a curated record